AUGGCAGAAACUCCCCGGCCUGACCCUAACCUAACCCGCCUCCUACCGCCGGAGGCAACCGCCCCGGGCGAGAGAGCAACGACGGCCGCCGGAGCGAGGGAGCCCGCGGCGCAGGGACGGGUCGCUCCUCCGACCCACGUGCUGCCGCCGGCCGGCCCUCCGCACGCCUCCCCGCCGACGGGCUCGCCGGCCCCUCCCCGCGCGCCUUCCCUCCGACGGGCGCGGUCCCUCCCCGCGCACCUCCCCAUCGACGGGUGCCGGAUCCUCCCCACACGCGCCUCGCCUCCGACGAGCUCGCCGGCCCGUCCCCGCCUCCGGCGGCUGCCGCGCGCCAUCCGAGCCUCCCUCCGCCGCCACGCACCGCCAUCCCCGCCCCGCGCCGCCACCCCGAGCCCCUCCGCCGUGCGCCGCCACUCCGAGCCCCACCGCCCUGCGCCUGUCACCCCCGCCUUGCACAGCAUCCUACCGACCGGACCAGCCGCCGGCCGAAUCCAGCCUCGCCCCCGAGCUUCGUCCUCUUCCUCGCCGAGACACGCGACAGCCACCCCAAUUCGGGUGUAUUAA
This is a messenger RNA of Aegilops tauschii subsp. strangulata, 564 nucleotides long. Lineage: Eukaryota; Viridiplantae; Streptophyta; Magnoliopsida; Poales; Poaceae. The record is from RefSeq and is a predicted model, not a curated record.